CUUAUUAAUUUUUUUACGAUAAAGGAAACAGUUCAAACGUAAUGGACACUUCAAAAGAAUUAAAAAAGCCGAGGAUAAGUUACGUUGCGUUAGUGACAAUGCUCUCAUAGUCCAAGCAGCACAUUUAUAGAUUGGUUUCGACCCAUCGAGUGAGGUGAAAAGCGAGCGAGUAUCUUUAACCUACCGUACGAUUCCAAGCAGGGCCUGCAAAGAAACAGCUUCAAGGACUGCCAACAGCAAUCUAGAAUGCUGAAUUUUAGCUUGAAUGUAACCACUAACUCCACUAAUGGAACAUUUCAGGCCAGUGCAUUUGAAACUUGUUAUUUUAUUAAGUGUAUGUUUAGUGAUGGUGAAAGGGCAGCCAUUAUUUUUGUCUUCUUUGCAACGUUUUUGAUUUCACUGGUCGGCAACUCCUUCGUGUGUCACAUCAUUGCAAAAUCCCGAAAGCUUAAAAGCUGCACGAACUUUUCCAUUCUCAACCUCAGCAUUGCUGACCUUUUACUGACGAUUUUCUGCAUCCCGGUCAUCACUAUUGAUCUUUACAUCGUGGCCGAUUGGGUCUAUGGACUCUUUAUCUGUCGACUGGUGGCGUUUUUGCAAAAUACAGCUGUGGUAUCAUCAAUUCUCAUCCUUCUAACGAUUAGCAUAGAAAAAUUCCUUGUGGUCUGUUAUCCUUUCCAAUCACGCGUCUAUCGAAACUUCUUUCGUUACAUCAUUUACAUUGUCUGGAUCCUUGCCAUCGUUGACUCGGCAGCGAUAUGCAUAUUGAAGAAGACGGUGCCUUUUGGCGAGAAAACAUAUUGCAUUUUUGAAUGGCCAAGCUUGAGAUUCCAAAAGAUCUACCUAAUGGGGCAUGGAACAGGGCUAUUCUUUCUGCCACUUUUGUUGAUGACCUGUCUUCACACUGCUACGAUCUAUGUCAUUCAAAAGAAGACGACACAUCGGAUAAAUGGAUCCAAGACUACGAUUCGUACCAACGUGAGGAAGCUUAGACAGAAGCGCAAAGCGGUGACGAUAUUGGUCAUGAUUGUGGUACUUUUCACGAUUUCCUGGGGGCCUUUUCUCUCUCUCUCGAUUUGGGAAGCUUUUGCUGAUUUGGAGAAAAAGAUGGCAUUGUAUAAAACUCUUAACCAAAUGUUUGUGGUGUGUUUAUGGAUGAUGUUCUUGAAUGCUGCCGGCCAUCCGGUUAUUUACUGCUUUCUGGGCAAAGAGUAUCGUAAAGCUAUGAAGCAAUCCCUAUGGAAAAAGACCCCAUCGUCAAAUACUAGAUUCACACCCCGGGAUAAUCAACCCGCUAUACCAUUAAGAAAUAUUGACCAUUCUUAACUUGAAAAAUCAUCAAAACACUAAGUAAAAACAAGCUACUGAAGUGUUUGAGUUUAUGGCAGCCAGAUGCCACACCAGAAGAGUUCAAUAUCUUAUUGAAAAGUCUUCAGUAAAAUUAACUGCCAACGGUAAACAAAUGAAAUUACAUAAACUAAGUACUUCAAAAGUCAGGAUCCGCAUCAAUACGGCUAAUAGUUAAGACUUUAAUUUUAUUUAUCAUUGAAUCAAAGACAUGUUUGCUUUUCAAGGAAUUGAUGGCAAGGAUAAAACGGCUUCAAAAGUAAUAUGGCCCAACAAAAUCGGACUUAGAAAAUAUAUGUGUAGAGAAGUCAAUAUUUAAGCAUCCUUAAUCACUUAUUUGCAAUUAAAUUUUUCAAAAGUA
Actinia tenebrosa (Australian red waratah sea anemone) is the source of this 1708-nucleotide messenger RNA. Its product is annotated as neuropeptide FF receptor 2-like. Gene Ontology annotation, biological process: G protein-coupled receptor signaling pathway. The record is from RefSeq and is a predicted model, not a curated record. Gene Ontology annotation, molecular function: neuropeptide Y receptor activity. Gene Ontology annotation, cellular component: plasma membrane. Lineage: Eukaryota; Metazoa; Cnidaria; Anthozoa; Actiniaria; Actiniidae.